GCCCCGUUCGCAAGCCGGGAGCGGGAGCCCGAGCCGGAUUUCUACUGCGUGAAGUGGAUUACGUGGAAAGGCGAGCGGACUCCGGUCAUCACACAGAGCGAGAACGGGCCCUGCCCACUCCUGGCCAUCAUGAACAUCCUCUUCUUGCAGUGGAAGGUGAAACUGCCCCCGCAGAAGGAGGUGAUCACGUCAGACGAACUGAUGGCGCAUUUGGGGGACUGCAUCUUAUCCAUCAAACCCCAAGAGCAAUCGGAAGGGCUGCAGCUAAACUUCCAGCAGAACGUCAACGACACCAUGAUGGUACUCCCCAAGCUCUCAACGGGGCUGGAUGUCAACGUGCGCUUCACGGGCGUCUCGGACUUUGAGUACACGCCAGAGUGCAUCGUCUUUGACCUCCUCAAUGUCCCGCUCUACCAUGGCUGGCUGGUGGACCCGCAGAGCCCCGACGUGGUGCAGGCCGUGGGCAAGCUCAGCUACAACCAGCUGGUGGAGAAGAUCAUAACAUGCAAACACUCGAGUGACUCCAACUUGGUGACCGAAGGCCUCAUCGCGGAGCAGUUCCUGGAGUCCACGGCCUCGCAGCUCACCUACCACGGGCUCUGCGAGCUCACGGCCGCCGUGAAGGAAGAGGAGCUGAGCGUCUUCUUCCGCAACAACCACUUCAGCACCAUGAUAAAGCACAAGGGCCACCUGUACCUCCUGGUGACAGACCAGGGCUUCCUGCAGGAGGAGGGUGUGGUGUGGGAGAGCCUGCACACUGUGGACGGCGAUAGCUGCUUCUGCGACACCCAAUUCCGCCUGAGCCCGGUGCUGGGCAAGUCGGCGGCCGCCGUGGCCUCCUCACGGCACACGCACAGCCAAGUGGACCAGGACUACAUGGUGGCCCUGUCCUUGCAGCAAGAGCAGGGCCAGGGCCCGUCGGCGCUCAGCGACCUCGAGCUCGCCCGGCAGCUGCAGCAGGAGGAGUAUCAGCAGCAGCGGCCGGCGCCCGCGCAGGUACCAGCUUCCAGCGCAUUCCCUGCUGUUCCCAGCUCCCGGGAGCAGCUCCUGCUGCUAGGGACCAUGGGGACCAUGGUGCCUUCCCAGCCCUUGCUCUGUCCCCGCAGGGCUGUGCGCUGCCGGGUGCCCGGGCGGCCGCUGAGCGGAGGCAGCGGCCGAAGGCAGACUCGGACUGCGUGCUGCUCUAAGGACAUCGCCGGGGGUGGCACCCCCUCCUCGCCGAGCGGCGUCACCUCCCCAACAGGGUGAACCCCCCUCAACAGGGAGCUGCAAGGCUGGGGGUGCUUGGCAGGGGGAGGUCCUGAGGACUGGAGAGUUCCCUGUGGGACAGCCCCUCUGUGCACUCUUGCCCUGCUCAGGCCUCCAUGGGGACCCCAGCCCUAUGGGGGGCCCUGGGGAUGGUGUGGGGGGGUCACCCUCAGCCACCUCCAGGCUCCCCSGAUCUUUCCAGUGGCCUUAAAGGGGGGUUGCCCCCCGCCUCCUGCUCAGGGUGAGGGGUGUCACCU
Nothoprocta perdicaria is the source of this 1505-nucleotide messenger RNA. RefSeq names its product MINDY lysine 48 deubiquitinase 1 (gene MINDY1). The record is from RefSeq and is a predicted model, not a curated record. The transcript is spliced from 8 exons. Gene Ontology annotation, cellular component: cell periphery; cytosol. Lineage: Eukaryota; Metazoa; Chordata; Aves; Tinamiformes; Tinamidae. Bases 130 to 1248 code for a protein of 372 amino acids. Gene Ontology annotation, biological process: protein K48-linked deubiquitination. Gene Ontology annotation, molecular function: K48-linked deubiquitinase activity; cysteine-type carboxypeptidase activity; cysteine-type deubiquitinase activity.